Mustela erminea (ermine) is the source of this 2450-nucleotide messenger RNA. It is a transcript of the gene ZFAND1, whose product is annotated as zinc finger AN1-type containing 1. Bases 56 to 934 code for a protein of 292 amino acids. The record is from RefSeq and is a predicted model, not a curated record. Gene Ontology annotation, molecular function: zinc ion binding. The transcript has 9 exons. Gene Ontology annotation, biological process: cytoplasmic stress granule disassembly. Lineage: Eukaryota; Metazoa; Chordata; Mammalia; Carnivora; Mustelidae. Gene Ontology annotation, cellular component: cytoplasmic stress granule; cytoplasm.
ACAUUCCCAGCAGGCGCCACGCGUGCGCCGUAGCCCCGCCUCUUGCGGCGCAGUGAUGGCGGAAUUGGACAUAGGGCAGCACUGUCAGGUGGAGCAUUGCCGGCAGCGAGAUUUUCUUCCUUUUGUGUGUGAUGGUUGUUCAGGAGUAUUUUGCCUUGAACACAGAAGCAGGGAGUCACACAGCUGUCCUGAGGUUAGGCCUCCUCCUAGAGAGCAGUUCAAUUCCAACAGGGAAGAAGAGAAAGCAGAGCCCACCAUACCAAAGGUGACUGUAAUCAAUGAGAAAUUGAAGUCAGAUAAGCCUACAUCUUACCCAUGCUCAUUCAAGGACUGUGCUGAAAGAGAGCUUGUGCCAGUUAAAUGUCCUUAUUGUGAGAAGAAUUUUUGCCUGAGGCACCGUCAUCAGUCGGAUCAUGAAUGUGAAAAACUGGAAAUUCCUAAGCCUCGUAUGGCUGCCACUCAGAAACUUGUUAAAGAUAUUAUUGAUUCUAAGACCGGAGAGAUAGCAAGUAAACGACGGAAAGGUGCAAAAAAUAGUGAAACAGCUGCAAAGGUAGCAUUGAUGAAAUUAAAAAUGCAUGCUGUUGGAGAUAAGUCAUUGCCACAGAAAGAAAGAGUUUACUUUCACGUUUUCUUACCUAAGGGGAGCAAAGAGAAGAGCAAACCAAUGUUCUUUUGCCACCGAUGGAGCAUUGGAAAGGUCAUAGACUUUGCAGCUUCUUUAACCAGUCUUAAAAAUGAUAAUAACAAAUUAACAGCUAAGAAAUUAAGGUUAUGUCACAUUACUUCAGGAGAAGCCUUACCCUUGGACCAUACUUUGGAAACCUGGAUUGCUAAGGAAGAUUGUCCUUUAUAUAAUGGUGGAAAUAUUAUCUUGGAAUAUCUUAAUGAUGAAGAACAGUUUUUAAAAAAUGUUGAUUCUUAUCUGGAAUAGUCAUGUAAGGAUUCAAGCCAGAAAUGAAGAAAAUUUUAUGUUAAGUCAAUUUCUUUUACUACAAAUACUAUAUACAUAUAUUUUAUUUUUAAAAGUUGCUUUUUAACUUAUUUCCAUUGUGUCAUAAUUUACAUUAUCAGUUUUCUGUUAAAUUAAAUUGGAAUUUUUGUGUUAAAGUUUAACUAUGAGCAGACAUUCAGUUAUUAGUAAAUUCUUAUCUUUAGCUUUUAUUAGGUUGUGCUUAGUAACAACAAAAAGGUGUAUUUCAUUUAGUUAACGUCAGCUAUUGUGGCGCUGCUGCGUGUCCUCUUUACUCUCGGAUCUAAGCUGAAGGAAUGACUCGUGUUUGGGACAUUGCUACUUUUAAGGCAGAGGAAGAAAGAGAUGGUUUUUAGAAAAUACAUGUAUCCAAAAAAGAGAAAGAGAGAGAGAGAGAAAGAAAGAAAAAAUACAUGUAUCACUUUUGCUUUAAGCAAGUAACCUUGCCAAACCUUGUAUUAUGAAGCCAGGGUAUAUAAAGCCUUAACUAUAUAUCCAGAUGUAUAAAUUGAUGUGUAUACAUGAAUCAUAGAAACUUGGAGACCAUCUUAUUCAUUCUUCUAAGUUUUUAGAUGAGGAAUCUCAGGGUAGAAAGAAGAAAUGAUUUUCUUGGUGUUCUCUGUACUGCAUUGGGGCAUAUCUCUCUGAUAAAGGUCCUCCUUCAGUAGGAUUUACCUUUUUUGUUUGUGUAAAUGUAUUACAAAUGAGAGUAAGAUGAGGUAGCACAAAAAUGAGAGUAAGAUGAGGUAGCACAACUUCAUUUCAGUAUCUUUAUAUAUAUCAAAGCAAAAUACAUACCAAAAGGAAUUAUAUUUUACCAACACAUUAAAAUGAAUGCUUCUGACUGAUCUAUCUCUUCCAUCGGUACUCAACAAAGUACUACCAUAUAGAAGAAAUAGAAAUGAUUUCUUCUUUUCCCUUUUUUGUUCUUUUUGGUAAAGGCUUUGUCCCUUUUGUGUUUUAAUUGUCAUGGACACAAAGUAGCUUUACAUAUAAUUAAAUAAAGGAAUUAAACUCAGAAUGUUCAUGUCUUUGUAUUUUCAUGAAAGGAAUGGAGAUAACUUCUGAUUUCUGUCAGCUACUUGUUCAUUUAUUAAGGUGAUUAUUGGAGUAUGUACCAAAUAUAAGAAUUUGAUUGUAAUUGCCACAGUGGAUAUAAUGAUGAGUUGUAUGCAUACUUAUAAAAAAGCUGUGUAGCAAAUGCCGAAUGAGUAGAUAGACAGUAAAUAUAGAUGUUCCAGUGGUUAUUUUAUUAGAAACUACAAGACCAGAAGUAGAAAUAAUCCUUAAAUACAUUCCCAGAGACCAGAAAGUUUUAAUACAGACCUUAGCAUCUGUCAUAAUUACUUACAUAUAAUAGGUGACCAACACAUGCCUCAUGAAUUGAAUUAAAGUUAAAUAUACCAGAAAAAACAGCAAUGGGGGUUUGAGAAGAAGUGAGGUAAGAUGGCAGAAAUUGAAUUAUACCCAGGGAGAA